AAUAAAGUAAGGAACAGAAUAAAAAAAAAGAAACAAGGUGGGUCUAAAAGCGGUGAAGGUCCAUCCUUUCCCACCCUUCUCAUUUUCCUUCUCCUUUGUCUCCUUUUUAUUUUCUCAAGAAAAGGAAGAGAAACAUAGUUAGAAAUGAGUCUCCAGCUCUCCAUUUUCUCCUUCUUCCUCCUUGUAUUCCUUCUUCAUUUUGCCAGAUCUGAUGGCAAUUCAAUCCCUCGUUCUUUGAGUAUACGCCUGGGAAAUACAAGCAGUGAACUUCUUAAGGGUAUCAACAGCUACAGAACUUCCCUCAACCUUUCAGCAUUAACGGAGAAUCAAAAUGCAGAUUGCUUGGCAGAACAACUUGCCAAACAGUUUAAGGGCCAAGAUUGCAGCAACACCACAGGCUCCAAUACUGUUCCUGGGACUGAGCAACAGUUCCCCAACUAUCCGGACUUUCUGAACCACUGCCAUCUCAAUGCAACUGUCACUCAAGAUGCUGCCAUAAUGCCAGCUUGUGUACCUGGUUUAGCUGCAGAUCUUGUCCUGACCAACUUCACAAAAUCUCAAUACUCUCAGAAUCUGAAUGAUAGUCAUUUUGUUGGAGCUGGGAUCGCCGAUGAAGGUGACUGGGUGGUGGUUGUUUUGAGCACGAACACGCCUGGUGGUAGUUUUGCACCAGCAACAGCAGUUGCUUCAGCUGUCAAGGUUGCUAUUCACCACCAAUUGGUGCUGCUCCUUCUGUGUUUUUCCAUUUUCAUGAUGAGCUGAUUAGUGUUACAUGUGUCACAAAUCUUUAAUGUGCUCUCCAUUUAAAUUUACUCAUCAGCUUUUGAAUCAUCUUGGACAAUAAACUUUAUUUUUAUGUCGAAAAGAUGGUAGUUUAAAAUAUGAACCAACCACAUGGAUUUUAUCUUGUAUUUCUGCAGUUCUGUAUUGAUUACAAAGGUUAUACAAUGCCUGUAGCUGUUUUCAUCGUUACUUGAUUUCCAAGUUCUU
Messenger RNA from Elaeis guineensis (African oil palm), 990 nucleotides. RefSeq lists its product as uncharacterized. The record is from RefSeq and is a predicted model, not a curated record. Lineage: Eukaryota; Viridiplantae; Streptophyta; Magnoliopsida; Arecales; Arecaceae.